Molecule: messenger RNA, 1722 nt
Organism: Puntigrus tetrazona (Sumatra barb)
Lineage: Eukaryota; Metazoa; Chordata; Actinopteri; Cypriniformes; Cyprinidae
Gene: ostf1
Product: osteoclast stimulating factor 1
Exons: 10
Coding region: 174-818 (214 amino acids)
Biological process (GO): signal transduction
Molecular function (GO): protein binding
Source: RefSeq, a predicted model, not a curated record
UGCAACUUUUCCGCAUUGGGCUCCUUCACGCUUCCUCAUUGACAGCGCCUAAAGGAAGAAAGCAGCGAUACACUGUUUCAUUUACACUCUUAACAGUUUUAUACCGUUUCUGCGCGUUGUUAACGUCUUAAACAACUCGGAAGUCUUCUUUAAAAGUCUUGGAAAGUUGAGAAAUGUCAAAGCCUCCCCCCAAACCAGCUAAACCAGGCCAGGUCAAGGUUUACAGGGCUUUAUUCACCUUUGACCCAAGGACGCCAGAUGAACUGUACUUUGAGGAAGGAGAUAUCCUGUACAUCUCUGAUACGACUGACAGUAACUGGUGGAAGGGAACAUGCAGGGGAAGGACUGGACUUAUUCCCAGCAAUUACGUGGCUGAGCAAGCAGAGUCCAUAGACAACCCCAUGCAUGAGGCAGCCAAGAGAGGUAAUCUGAGCUGGCUCAGAGAGUGUUUGGAUAAUAAGGUUGGCAUCAACGGACUGGACAAAGCAGGGAACACCGCUCUGUACUGGGCCUGUCACGGAGGACAUAAAGAUGUGGUGGAGAUUUUGCUGAGCCAGCCGAACUGUGAGCUCAAUCAGCAGAAUAAAUUGGGAGACACGGCUCUACAUGCAGCUGCCUGGAAGGGUUAUUCAGAUAUACUUGAGAUGUUGCUCAAUAAAAAUGCCAGGACAGACGUGGUCAACAAUGAGAAGAAGACCGCUCUGGAUAUGGCCACCAACGCACAAUGUGCCUCUCUGCUGAAGAGGAAACUGGGAGGAGUAAUCCUGCGCACCCACAGUAACGCCGAGGAGUAUCUCGAUGAUGAAGACUCCGACUGAGAGAAGAGCAGCACUAAUGAAGUCCAUUCAUUCCUACAUUCAUUCCAACCUAAACCAUCACAACAUGUAUAUAGAUCAGAUAUAUGAGCGAGAAACGUUAUUUACAAGGGUGGGGAGGAUAUGAAAGCUGGUUGUCGUCUAAUUGUCUCAUCUUUCUUUUUCAUUCCAGUUCAUUGUAAAAGUAUUGCAGUACUUGUCUGUUCUUUACGUGUUUAGGAUGGACACAGUGAACAUUCGUUCUUCUAUUUGCUGCUCCUUUCUUGACUAUUUAUUCCAUAGAACUCUCUUUUGAUUUUUAAAUCGCUUUUUUAAAUAGGGAGAUCACCCAGAAUGCCUCGCAGCAAUGGGUCUUUUUAUUCCAAAAGUUUUAUGCGCGUAAAUGUGAUAAAUGUGUGUGUGAGCUUUUACCUAUUUGUGUGUGUGUGUGUGUGUGUGUGUGAGAUGUGCUUGAUGAUAGCUUCUGAGAUGCAUGUAAAUCUGAAUGUUACAACUAUGCAAAUAAAUCAGUGGCCUUUGCUUGAAAUGCAAGACUGGAAGCUUGAAUAUAAUUGCAUUUGUAAGUCAUUAGUCUUAGUCAUUGUGAGCAUUAAUUUAGUCCUAUUUUUGUAAGGUAAAAAGGGUAAUUGACUUAAGCACAUUAACAUUUUUCUGAGAUUUCAGAUUACGAUUUAUAUAUGUAUUUGUAUAAAUCUGUAUUUUACCAAUUUACAUUGUUUUAAAUCUGAUUCAGUGCUAGAAACAUGCUAUGGAAGAUUAUAUUUGAACUUUUCUCUCUCCAAAUUGCAUGAGAAUGCUGAGUAAGUUGAUUAAAAAAAAAUACAUAUUCAUACUGAAAUCAAAAAUAUUAUUUUAUUUUUAACAUGUUUUAACGAUCUCCCCCGAAUUAAAAGUCAACUAACCACCA